Myotis lucifugus (little brown bat) is the source of this 687-nucleotide messenger RNA. RefSeq names its product nesprin-1-like. The record is from RefSeq and is a predicted model, not a curated record. Gene Ontology annotation, molecular function: actin filament binding. Gene Ontology annotation, biological process: nuclear migration. The annotation marks the transcript as partial. Gene Ontology annotation, cellular component: meiotic nuclear membrane microtubule tethering complex; nuclear outer membrane; cytoplasm. The transcript is spliced from 6 exons. NCBI's taxonomy places the organism in Eukaryota, Metazoa, Chordata, Mammalia, Chiroptera, Vespertilionidae.
CCAGCAAGCGGAAAGGUGGCCACCAAGAUCCAAGGAAACGCCAAGAAGGCUUUGUUAAAGUGGGUUCAGUACACAGCAGCCAAGCAGACCGGAAUAGAGAUCAAAGACUUCGGGCGGAGUUGGAGGAACGGGGUUGCCUUUCACUCAGUCAUCCAUGCUAUCCGGCCAGAGCUCGUGGACUUGGAGAGGGUGAGAGGAAGGUCCAACCGAGAAAACCUGGAGGAGGCUUUCACCAUUGCUGAAACGGAGCUGGGGAUCCCCAGGUUACUAGAUCCUGAAGAUGUUGAUGUGGAUAAACCAGAUGAGAAGUCUAUUAUGACCUAUGUAGCCCAGUUUCUGAAACACUAUCCUGACGUCCACAAUACAGGCACUGAUGGGCUAGAGAAUGAUGAAAUAUUUCCAGAUUUCCUACUUUUUGCAAAUUCUAUCCAAAAUCUUAAGAGAGAAGACAGGCUAAUGCUGAAGGAAACAAAAGUUUGGAUAGAGCAAUUCGAAAGAGAUUUGACAAGGGCACAGAUGACAGAAGCAAACUUGCAGGAUAAAUAUCAGUCAUUCAAGCACUUCAGAGUCCAAUAUGAAAUGAAAAGGAAACAGAUUGAACAUUUAAUACAACCAUUACAGAGAGACGGUAAAUUGUCACUUGACCAAGCAUUGGUGAAACAGUCCUGGGAUCGAGUGUCCUCCAGG